UCUGGUGGCGUGACGUCAUAAGGCUGCGCCGCGCUCCCGCGUCUGAGUUUCAGCUGAAGAAAGAGAAGCUCCUGCUGAAGAGACUGAGACACAUCCUAUUAUAAAGAUGGAGAUUAUUAAAGAGGAGAGAGAAGACGUGAAGAUUGAAGACACAUUCAGAGUCAAACAUGAAGAGACUGAGACACACACAGACUUGAGGGUCCUCAAAGAGGAGAGUCAAGAACUGAAUGAUCAAUAUAAGAAUCAACAUGAUUUCGUAACUGGAGACAACUCUUUUAGUUGCUCACAGACUGAAGAGACCGGAAGUAGUAGUUAUUUCCUCUGCCAACCGUGUGGAAAGUGUUUCCUUCAAAAAAGUUUUUUUAAAAGGCACAUGAGAGUUCACACCGGAGAGAAGCCUUACGCCUGCCAACAGUGUGGAAAGCGUUUCAGUCACAAAGAAGCUCUUACAGUACACAUUAGAAUUCACACUGGAGAGAAGCCUUUCACAUGUCCUCAGUGUGGAAAGAGUUUCACUCAAAGUGGAAACCUUAGAGACCACAUGAGAAUUCACACUGGAGAGAAGCCUUAUGCCUGCCAACAGUGUGGAAGAAAUUUCAACCGGAAAAGUAGUCUUAAUAGCCACAAGACAGUUCACAAUGGAGAGAGUCUUUUCACCUGCCAACAGUGUGAAAGAAGUUUCACUCACAAAGGAAGCUUUAACCAACACAUGAGAAUUCACAAUGUAGUGCAGCCUUACACAUGCUCUCAGUGUGGAAAGAGUUUUGAUCAACAUGAAAACCUUAAAGUCCAUAUGAGAGCUCAUAGAGAGAAACCCUACACAUGUUCUGAGUGUGGAAAGCGUUUCAGUCAAAAACGAAACUUUGAAGACCACAUGACAAUUCACUCUGAAGAUCAACCCUACACAUGCACUCAGUGCGGGAAGAGUUUCAAUUACAAACGACGCUUUGAAGACCACAUAAUAAUUCACACUGGAGAGAAGCCUUUCACAUGCCAACAAUGUGGAAAAAGUUUCUACCGAAAAGGUAGCCUCAACAGGCACAUGAAAACUCACAGUGGAGAGAAGCCUUAGACGUGUGGUCUCUGUGGAAAAAGUUACAUAUAUAAAGCAGCCGUUAAAUACCACAUGAGAUUUCACAUAUGAGAGAACUGUUUUUUAUGUCAUCAGUGUGGAAUUGUGGAGUUUCACAGACAGAAAACAUCUUGGGAAACAUGUAACACCAGACAGAAGUGCCAUCACUGUGGAAAGACAAUCUUGAGGUUCACACAAGCUCCCCCGAUACAGUUCAAAAUACCUGAGCAGCGGAUUUGGACUUCGUUUGCACCUGGGUUUAAAAUGUGUUUCGGUUGAUCGGAUCACAGAUAUACUGUCUCCAUAUCACCAUCUCUUUUGUCCACUUUCGACCACUCCUGUCCCCAUUUUUUCAAGGGUGGGGGGGUCAGUGGAUGGGUAAAUGCGUGUUUUCCUUUCAUUAACAUAAUAAAUGUGACAAAACAGAUUUUCUUUUA
Messenger RNA from Cyprinus carpio (common carp), 1509 nucleotides. RefSeq lists its product as uncharacterized. The record is from RefSeq and is a predicted model, not a curated record. NCBI's taxonomy places the organism in Eukaryota, Metazoa, Chordata, Actinopteri, Cypriniformes, Cyprinidae.